AUGUCUAGCACCAGAGCUGUCGUACCUCUGGAAGACGAUCGUGUCGAUUGGAUGCAUGAUCGUUAUUAUGUUUUGCAGUCUCAACUUUUCAUGGGAAACCCAGUUUGGCCUCAUCCUCAUUCUCGUGUCGUUGAUGGUCAACUCGCGUGCCCUCAACAACAAAAGAAGCCAUUGGCCAAUUUCCAAUGUGCUGAUCUUCCUCAUCCCGUAAAAGUCCACACCACAGCCUAUAAUAUAAUGAUACUUACAACUAUUAAUGUCUAUCAUUGUUUUAAAAAGAAUUAUAUUUGCUAG
Messenger RNA from Cavenderia fasciculata, 294 nucleotides. RefSeq lists its product as uncharacterized. The transcript is spliced from 3 exons. NCBI's taxonomy places the organism in Eukaryota, Evosea, Eumycetozoa, Acytosteliales, Cavenderiaceae. The record is from RefSeq and is a predicted model, not a curated record. The coding region runs from base 1 to 294 and encodes 97 amino acids.